This is a messenger RNA of Homarus americanus (American lobster), 5634 nucleotides long. RefSeq lists its product as uncharacterized. Lineage: Eukaryota; Metazoa; Arthropoda; Malacostraca; Decapoda; Nephropidae. The record is from RefSeq and is a predicted model, not a curated record. The coding region runs from base 768 to 3839 and encodes 1023 amino acids. The transcript has 6 exons.
CACACAUUGUGCUAAACAAUGCUGUGAUUAUGCUGAAAUAUUGUGUUUAACAAUGCUGUGAUUAUGCUGAAAUAUUGUGUUUAACAAUGCUGUGAUUGUGCUGGAAUAUUGUGUUUAACAAUGCUGUGAUUAUGCUGAAAUAUUGUGUUUAACAAUGCUGUGAUUAUGCUGAAAUAUUGUGUUUAACAAUGCUGUGAUUGUGCUGGAAUAUUGUGUUUAACAAUGCUGUGAUUAUGCUGAAAUAUUGUGUUUAACAAUGCUGUGAUUAUGCUGAAAUAUUGUGUUUAACAAUGCUGUGAUUGUGCUGGAAUAUUGUGUUUAACAAUGCUGUGAUUAUGCUGAAAUAUUGUGUUUAACAAUGCUGUGAUUAUGCUGAAAUAUUGUGUUUAACAAUGCUGUGAUUGUGCUGGAAUAUUGUGUUUAACAAUGCUGUGAUUAUGCUGAAAUAUUGUGUUUAACAAUGCUGUGAUUGUGCCGGAAUAUUGUGUUUAACAAUGCUGUGAUUGUGCUGGAAUAUUAUGUAAAUAUAAUUUAGAAAGUGAUAACCUCAUAGCAGCUGAAAAUACAGAUGUAGAUUUUGCCUUAAUGAACCUACGCAAUCUAAAAGGCAUAUGUAAAUUGACUUCGUAAGACAAACUACAAUAAUUACGACUGCAUCUCAGCCAGGAACUUACUAAGGAAGGACUUGCGCCCAUUGUCAUCGUGAAAACUAGAACAAUUCAGGUGUAGCUAUAUGACGAGAGUCGGCUGAUGAACACAAGGAACCAAUGGCCGCCAAACCACCAUUAUUAAAGAUGCCGGAUAAAAUCACUGAGGAUGAAAAGAACAGUUUCCGUCUUAUCAAGAUGGCAUUCUGCACGGCUCGUUAUGUCCUCUACACCAUCUUCCUCUGGGGAACUUUGCAGUCACAGAACCAGACACUUGAGGAUUAUCUUCUCAAUACUAAAGUCUAUACCAUGACCAAAUACAAGAACUGUUUUAAUAACAUGCAGAGGCAGAAAAUGACUUCUAGGGAUCUCGAAAGCAAAUUUGACAUCAGUCACUUGUAUAAAGCCAUUAUUCAUGCUUGUGAUAAAGUAAACUUUGUCAAAGUAGAGCAAAAGGAUCCUAAUAGCCUUGAAUGGUUGAUUAAUGCCAUUAAGGAUUUCAGAAAUGAAGUAAGUCACUCUAUGUUAGGCAUAACAAAAGAAACUAUGAUGGAAAAGAUAGACGUGCUCAGAAACCUGCUGGAGAAAGCCUUGGACACAGCAGGACUCUUGUAUAACAGAGACCCGGCCGAUAUAAGGGCGGAGAUUGAUACCAUGAACAAAGACAUUAAGUAUAUACGGGAUCAGCCUUUGGCACAGACAGACAUAAGUGAAUACGAAAUUGAUUUGCUCAAUGAGAAACAUAGAGCUAAACUUGGGAAAGAAGGAUUAAUAGAAUUAAAGGAAAAGUACAAAAACUGGUCACAGAUAAACCCUGUGUCAUUCCUUGAAGGUGAGAGGAUGCACUUGAGGGUUAGUACAGUGUUCACCCAGAUUGAAGUUGAGGCUGCUGGCCGCAAAUUCAAAGGCUCCAUUGUACCUUACGAGAAUGUACUUUCUUUGUGUAUGGAUAAUGCUUAUUCAAAAACCAACAACAAUAUAAACGCCCCUGUAAUAUUUCUUAUUGAGGGACCAGCAGGGUCAGGAAAAACAACAUUGACAAAAUUGAUGAUGUCAGAAUGGUGUACUGGUGGGGGGUCCAUGCAGGGUCUUAAUGAAUACGAAUUAUUGCUCUACAUGGAGUGCCGCAACUUAUCCAUCUCCAACUUUCCUCAGCUCCUCAGUCAGUUGAUGCCCCGCACCAACGCUCGGUACUUCAAGGAGGGUGAUUUGUUGAAGUACACAUUAGACCUGAAGACAUUGCUGAUUGUUGAUGGGCUUGAUGAGAUGAAUUCUAAAUCAGAAGAGCUCUUCAUGGACAUAAUCAACCAGAGAGUUGAUAACCUUGUUGUGCUUUGUACUUCUCGUCCAGAAAAAGUGCCCUACUUUCAAACACAUAUCCCUCAUGAGUAUCGCAUUGCUCACCUCAAGAUUACUGGUGUUGCUGACAAUAAACGGGAAGAGUUCAUUAGGAAAUACCAUGAUGAAAUGUUGAGGCAAGGGCUAAGUACAGGAGACACCGAGGAAAUUGUAGAGUAUGUGAAAAAGUCAGAAAUCCACCUUCAGAAGCACUACAGGCUCCCCCUCAACCUGGUAGUUUUAGUAUGGCUCUGGGCUGAUGAUAAGGCACGAAUAAAUGCGGUUACAACUUCCAGUGAGCUGUACUUUGAAACACACAAACUAAUGAAGAGGAAGCUCACAGAGAGGCUCGCCCACAAUGAGGCCACAAAAGGGGUGGAUCGUGAUGAUUUACAUAAAAAAGUGGAGUGUUUCUUGAGCAGCAUGUACCGUGAAGCACUUGUGGCACUCCGAUGGGACACCUUAGAAAAAUUUUUGCCCAAGUCUUUACAUCAAAUGAAGCUUGCUUGCUCUACAAAUAAUCUACCUUCCAAAGAGACAAUGUCUGCCUUUUUGGUUGUAAAAAUGGUAGAAGGAGAGGAACAAGUGAGCAUUCCUCACAAGCUACUUCAUGAGUUUUAUGCUUCACUUUGGAUUGUGCAGAGUCUGUUUGAUGAAAGUUGCAAAAGAGAGAAUGAUACUUUGUUUCAAAACUAUGCCAUGUUCCUCCAAACACAAUCAAUUGGAUCUACAUUACAACAGGAUUUACUUAAUGACGUUAUGACAAAAUUAACUCAGAGAGUUGAAAUUCAGAAACCAGAUGCCAUCCGGUCUAUAUUAGCAGACCUGCAUAGCGAUGAUCCUGCCACCCUAAGGAUGUCCAAGUACCAAUCCUUGCUGCUGCAGGUUGCUGGGGUGCUGUAUACUCAACACAGUUCCAAGAUUAAGGAUUGUACUGCCCAGGACAUAGUAGAACUCUUAAAAGAAUCAGGACUGGGACACAAUGAUGAUAAUGAGUGGUUUGAGCUAUUGGAUCUUGUAAACAAUGACAGUGCAGUAAUUAAAUAUGUAUCUAGACAUAUAUGUAAUAGUAUAACAAUUAAAGAGGGUCAUAUAAGAGCUGCCCUUAAGCUGUUGAAAGAUGCCAGGCCCAAGAAGGUUAGAGUCAGUAUCAACAGUAAUCACCGAAAUAUUGCAGAAUUUCCGAAUCUCCUUGAGAGCAUAACAAGAAUCAAAUGUAAAGUAGAGCUUUACUUCCAUCAUGACUUUCAGCAUCCUGGACUAGUGACUACAGAUGACAACGAACUCCAGGCUGUAGUUGAAAGGUGUGAAGUGUUAGAGUUUUUAGGUAACCUGAGUGGUGAAGCGGUGUCACUACUUCCCAACAAUAUUACAUUCCUCAACCUGGUAGUUUCAAGUGACAACCAUGCUGCCAGCCUCUUCUCACACCUGCAAGUGGUGAUCCCAAAACUGCCACUGGUGGGUCUGUGUUUGCACAUCACUUGCGGAGUGUCUGCAAGUGAUGUUACCCAGGUGCCUGCUUCCAACAUUCUGCUCUGGCUGUUGCUGACUGAUGUUGAGGAUGAUAACAUGACCAGAGCAUGUGAUAUAGUAUGCAACUUACUUAAUUCUGAUAGUAUGUUCAUGGACAUAAGAUUCCCAAGAGCUAAUGUCUCAGUAGCAGGAUGGGAACAACUUCUGGAGAGACUACAGCAAAGUGGAGUGCAUGUGGGUCAUAUCUCAAUACCGGAGGAUGCAGAGGUGAAUGAUGAAGAGUACCGACAGCUCAGGAUGACCGCUCAUGCACAACUUAGAUCUGAAUUUCGAAGGUACAGAAAUGACAUGAUGUGGGAGCCAAUGACACUUACUAUGUAGCUGAAGGUGACCACAAAAUGAACAACUAAGAUGUUGAUAUCACAUACAGUAGUGUUUCUGCCCGAGUUAAAUGUUCAAGGAACAUACAUUGCUCGUGAGCGUAUUUGUUAUUUCUAUACUUUAUUUUAUCCUCUUUGCCACUGAUCUCUUAGCCACUUGGGCAGUUGGUCACAUCUCUGUUACACUGUUGACAAGUACAGGGCAUGUACUGGCUCCAGAAUGUACAAGUACCUUUACUUGCACCAGUGUUGGUCAAAUCUGGUCUUGAAUCUACUUACACUCAGUGCCUUUACAAUGCUCUCUGGCAGAUUUUUCUGAUAGUUCACAACUCCCAUAUUCCACUCAGGUCAUGUGAGAGCAUUACUCCUUGUGAAGGACUAGGAUAUUGAUCACUAUUAGGAGAAAUAUCAUUUAUAUCCUCUCUUGUGAUGUCUGUUCAGAUAUAGUAUAAAGGACUUACUGUAUAUUAUCCUAUUCAUCCAGAUUUCAAUGUUUAUGAAUCAAUGAAUGUGGAGAAACCUCUUUUGUAUACAGUACAUAAGCAAAUACUGUACUAUCUAGCUAUAAAUGACAGCAUCUGAUUCACUAAUGACAGGUAUUCAUUGUUUGGUGUUAAUUUGGUUUAGCUAUAAAAAAAUUUGGACACCCUCUCUCUCUUAACGUUAUAUUAAAAUUCAGUUUAGUGACAGCUUGACUCACGAGGAAGGGGAAAACACUGGAGAUGAGAUGGCCUGUUUACAUGUAAUGAAAUUAUAAAAAUUGUAAAAUAAUCAUUACAAUAACGUGACUUAAAAAUAAAGAAAAUAUAUAAAAUUAUAAAAUAAGAAAAAUGAAGAGCAUGGGUGCGAAUGUAUGCGUAGAAGAUAGUGGGUUGUAACUGUGUCGCUGACUCACCAGCUGACCUGAGCUACCUCUCCCUAUGUGACAUUACAGCACACACAUGCAUGUCUAUAAGUCAACUGGGCGACUGCCCAGCUGAACUGUGUUGCAUGACCCAGGUUAUUACAACAGUUCACAACUGUUACCAAGACAACAUUAUCUGGCAGGUUAUUAUGACAAUUAUGAACUCUUACUGUGACAUUAACUUGCAGGUUAUUACGAUAGCUCACAACUCUUACUCCCAUAGCUUUCUCUUGCAAGUUAUUAGAACAGUUCAUAACUAUGUUAAUAUUGUCUGGCAGGUUAUUACAAUAGCUCAACUCUUAAUCUAAAGAAGUUAGGUUUGACAAUUAUCUGUACAGUACGUGUGGCUUUUAGAUCGAGGCUGUGACCAGAAUAAGACUAUUAAAUAUGUUUUUAAGGUUUUCUCUCUUAGAGGAGUGUCAGAGAAUUACUGUUAUGAGCUUUGUAGCUGCAAGGUCAUUUGUGAACUUGUUUAAAGUAUUUUCAUUGUAGCGGCUGGCUCAGGUAGUCACUUUACUAAGACCUAUCCCCAAGGGUUGAGUCACUCCCCCAGUCCCAUUCUACAAGUCUUGUUAUUUUGUCUUAUGUUUACCUCCAAAUUGAUAAUGUUCGAUGUAUAUUAUUUAUAUGUCAAAUCACUUUAUUAAAUAUUUUAGAUAAUGUUGCAUUUCUUUGCUCAGCAUCUCUUCUGUUAUAUUGUAAUUAACUAUGCAAUUUCUAGUGUAGUCAUGAUGUAUCAGUCUUCAGUGUGAGGACCAUACAAAUCCACCUUUCCUUAUUACUGUAUUGUAUAGCAUGUCAGCAAGUCUAUGCUUAUGUUUAUCCAGCCACUUUAUUCUUUUGGUGAUUGUCACGACCUCAUAGCUGCUAUCUCAUUAAAUUUUAAAAUUUU